Dermacentor albipictus is the source of this 1521-nucleotide messenger RNA. Lineage: Eukaryota; Metazoa; Arthropoda; Arachnida; Ixodida; Ixodidae. The record is from RefSeq and is a predicted model, not a curated record.
CUGUGAUCAGCCUAAUGCUCAAGCCUGUUAUGUAUCACAUUAUGUCAGCUGUCCCGCACUAUGUGGCACUUAUCAUGCCUCCUUACGCCGUGCAUUCCAUGUUCUUCAAGAUAUGGCACAACGCAGAGGAGAUCAAGCAGUGCAAGCUGUUGGAGAAAGAUCGUGCCACUGAACUGGGUUACUCCCUCGGGAUCGAUUGCACCGGUGGUCUACUGCAGUUCACUUACAAUGGAAUAGGCUUUGAGUUAGUGGCCGUAGUAGCCGAAGGCCUGCUCUUGAUGGCGCUCAUGAUCUUCCUGAUGUCCGGCUGCUUUCUUUCGGGACACGCCCUCGCGAGCGAUGAACUGCCCGGUGAACAAGACGUGGAGGAGGAGAAGAAGAGGGUAAAAGCUGCGCGCCAGCAGGACGGGCUCGCAGGCUACUCGCUCCUCGCCUGGAGUCUUCACAAGUGGUUUGGCACCCUGCACGCGGUCCGUGGUAUAUACAUGGCACUCCGGCCCACCGAGUGUUUCGGCUUGCUCGGCGUGAAUGGGGCCGGCAAGACCACCACGUUUCAAAUGCUGGCCGGACUGAUAAGUGUCUCGGACGGCGACGCUGCCACUGCGGUGGCGAAACUCAGUACAAACAUCCGCCAGUGGCAGUCCCAGAUCAGCUACUGCUUCCAGCUCGGAGGCCUACUGGACAAUAUGAAUGCGUACGAGUACCUGUACCUGGUCGGUCGGCUGCGAGGCAUCCCUGAAAAUGAAUUAGAACCCAUGGUGGACAGCAUCCUAUCCGUCGUCGAUCUCACAGAGCACGCCUCAAAGGAGUGCGGCGUAUACAGCGGGGGCAACCGCCGAAAGUUGACCAUCGCUGCCGCUCUGCUGGGAGUGCAGCCGUUCGUGUUUCUGGACGAGCCGUAUGCGGGGGUGGACGUCGUGUCACAGAACAAGAUCUUGCGAGCCGUCGCAGAGAUGAAGAAACGCUCGCAGACAACCUUCAUACUUACGUCGCACAACAUGGAGGAAUGCGAGCUUUCUUGCGACCGACUCACCAUCAUGGUCAACGGACAAAUGAUGUGCCUGGGCACGCUGCAACACCUGCGGGAGAAGUUCGGUCAGGGCUACCGAGUGGAGUUCUUUCUCGAACCCACCGUCGCUGUUGACGAAGUCAAGCUCAAGAAAGCUGUGAACAAACUGUUUCCCGGCAUUCAACUCAAGGACGUGCAGAAGAACCUGCUUAGCUACCACCUAAUGGAGCGUAUUCCAUGGAGUGAGCUGUUCACCAAGGUGGCGCAUCUCCAGAAAAAGUUCCCCCUCGAACACGCCCUCGUCGGCGAGAACACACUUCAGGACAUCUUCUUGAACUUCGCCAAAGCACAAGGAAGCCUCCUUGUUCCGGGCUUUGCCGCUGUGGUAGACGUUGGUACACCCUCCAGCACAAAAUCUCCUGCCGCGCUUUCGUCACCAACGGCUGCUGCAACGUAGACCCGAAUACAGCCUCUGCAAAUUGCUUCGCGGGCGAAGGAAUAAAGGCUUUUCU